AUCUAUCAAAACAACAGCUGUCAACAUUUUUCAGUUCCUCACUUCCUGCGAUUAUUUAACACCACAAAAUCUUAAAACUUAAAUCGCUGAAGAACUGAAGAAUGGCUGUAAGAAUUCUAACAAGACUGGUAUUGCCAGAGAUAAAAGGCGCAGCGUUCGCCAGCUCUGCAGCAGCACCGGCAACUUUAUCCGACUUCGAUGUACAGCAUAAAACUCCAGUAAUCAGGAAGCAAAAGCUGAUUCCUAAAGCGCAGUAUGGUGGUCGGCACGCUGUUACCAUGUUACCUGGUGGAGGUAUCGGACCGGAGUGCAUGGGAUACGUUAGAGACAUUUUCAAAUAUAUUGGUGCACCAGUUGACUUUGAGGUAGUUGACAUUGACCCAAAUGUUGAUAAUGAUGAUGAUGUGCAGUAUGCUAUCACAACAAUAAAGAGAAAUGGUGUUGGCCUUAAGGGUAACAUUGAAACAAAGAGUGAAGCCGCAUAUGUGACAUCACGCAAUGUCGCACUUCGUAAUGAACUGGAUAUGUAUGCAUAUGUACUCAACUGCAAAUCCUUCCCUGGAGUGUCUACAAGACACAAGGAUAUUGAUAUCACCAUUAUCAGACAAAACACAGAGGGUGAAUAUGCUAUGUUGGAGCAUGAGUCAGUGCGUGGUGUUAUUGAGUCCAUGAAGGUUGUGACUGCCAGCAACUCGGAGCGAGUCGCACGUUUUGCAUUUGAAUUUGCUAAGAAGAAUGGAAAGAAGAAGGUGACGACCGUCCACAAGGCGAAUAUAAUGAAAUUAUCAGACGGUUUGUUCUUGGAGACAUCGCGCCGCCUCGCCAAGGAGUACCCGGAGAUUGAGCACAAUGACAUGAUCAUUGACAACUGCUGCAUGCAACUUGUGGCUAAACCGCACCAGUUUGAUGUGAUGCUAAUGACUAACUUGUAUGGCUCCAUUGUAUCCAAUGUCGUGUGUGGCUUGCUGGGAGGAGCUGGUCUGCUCUCCGGCAGGAACUAUGGCGACCAUUAUGCUGUGUUUGAACCCGGCACUAGGAAUACUGGUACCGCGAUCGCUGGUAAGAACGUAGCGAACCCAAUAGCGAUGAUCAAUGCCUCAAUCGACAUGCUGGAGCACCUGGGUCAUCACUACCACGCGGAGCUGCUGAGGCGCGCUGUUCACCGCACCGUCAACGAGGACCGCGUGCUGACGCCUGACUGCGGCGGUACCGCCUCCUCCACUGAUGUCGUCAACUCCAUCAUAGGUAACAUCGGUCACGUCGGUCACUAGAUCACAAAAUACAUAUGCUUUACAAGUUGCGAUAGUUGCCCGCUAGAUAGCGUUGUAAUUCGCGUUGUAAUUAAUUA
Papilio xuthus (Asian swallowtail) is the source of this 1348-nucleotide messenger RNA. It is a transcript of the gene Idh3g, whose product is annotated as Isocitrate dehydrogenase (NAD(+)) 3 non-catalytic subunit gamma. The coding region runs from base 102 to 1271 and encodes 389 amino acids. Gene Ontology annotation, biological process: isocitrate metabolic process; tricarboxylic acid cycle. The record is from RefSeq and is a predicted model, not a curated record. The transcript is spliced from 7 exons. NCBI's taxonomy places the organism in Eukaryota, Metazoa, Arthropoda, Insecta, Lepidoptera, Papilionidae. Gene Ontology annotation, cellular component: mitochondrion.